Ipomoea nil (Japanese morning glory) is the source of this 1482-nucleotide messenger RNA. RefSeq lists its product as uncharacterized. Gene Ontology annotation, biological process: endoplasmic reticulum unfolded protein response; protein deubiquitination. Gene Ontology annotation, molecular function: cysteine-type deubiquitinase activity. The record is from RefSeq and is a predicted model, not a curated record. The transcript is spliced from 5 exons. Bases 201 to 1163 code for a protein of 320 amino acids. Gene Ontology annotation, cellular component: cytosol; nucleus. NCBI's taxonomy places the organism in Eukaryota, Viridiplantae, Streptophyta, Magnoliopsida, Solanales, Convolvulaceae.
GUGCCAUCCUGAGCAGCCGUUCAAGCCGACCACAUUUCACUCUCUCAUUUCUUCAAUUUUCUCUCACAACAAAAAAAAGAAAAAUUGGAAUUUUUGAUCUCUAAUUCCUCUUCUUCUUCUCCCUUAUAAUGGCUACUCCGAGUUGAAAGGGUUUUUUGUUUCUUUUUUGGAAUUUUUUCCGGUGAUUAGCGUCGUCGGUGAUGCUCGGCGUACUGUGUGCACGUCCCAAGCCGUGGCUGUUAGCGUCGCUGUUCUCGUUCCAUGCGCACGGCUUGACGGCGGCGGCGCACCAUCGGCUGGCGGCGAGUCCAAUCCGAUCGGUCUUGGUGGCGGAGGGGGACGAUCAGCGGCGGCUGCACCACUCCACGAGUUGCAGAUUCGGCGGCGGCGCCGAGCGCGAAGGUGGCGCCGCGUCGAUAUGGCACGCGAUUCUCCCCGCCCGCGGCCGGAAGAGUAUGUCGAGUAGUAGGGCGGCGGUGUUCCACCGCCACAAUUGCGAGCUGACGAAGAAGGGCGGCGAGGGGUCUUGGAAUGCGGCGUGGGACGCCAGGCCGGCUCGGUGGCUCCACAACGCUGACUCCGCUUGGCUCCUCUUCGGCGUCUGCCCCUGCUUGGCCGCGCCGCCCCUCUUCGAUCUCUCCGAGGUUAACUCCGACGCCGCGGGAGCGGAGGACCAAGUCGACAUUCUAUCCUCAGAUUCAUCCCUCCAUAGCCCUCCUCCCAAUUACAGAGUCACAGGAGUUCCAGCGGAUGGGAGAUGUUUGUUUAGAGCCAUAGCACACGUUGAUUGCUUGAGGAAUGGGGGAGAGGCUCCUAAUGAGAAUCGCCAGAGAGAAUUGGCUGAUGAAUUAAGAGCUAAGGUUGUUGAUGAGUUGCUGCAAAGGCGAGAAGAAGCAGAAUGGUUUAUUGAAGGAGACUUUGAUGCAUACGUAAAAACGAUUGAGAAACCCUAUGUAUGGGGCGGAGAACCAGAGCUGCUAAUGGCUUCUCAUGUACUCCAGACACCAAUUUCAGUGUUCAUGAUACAUAUAAGUUCGGGUAGCUUGAUAAAUAUUUCAAAUUAUGGUGAAGAGUAUCAGAAGGAUGGAGAAAGUCCCAUCAAUGUUCUGUUUCAUGGCUAUGGUCAUUAUGACAUAGUGGAGACUAAUAUUUUGGAAGAAUAAUUGCAAUCAAACAUUUUAUUUGCCCCUUCAUUAAAUGAUCAUUUUUUAAAGAGUUAGGUUUUUUGAAAAUUUUUAGAUUUGGUUCUUUUUUGAAUUCUUACUUCAAAAACAAAUUAGAACUUGAGUGGUUCUUCCUAUAAUGUUUUGUCAAUAAAGCACCAUUCUAAAAGCUUUAUGGUUUUUGUAAUUAAGAAUGUGUUUUUGGAUGGGAAGAAAAUGAAAGUCUUAUUGAAGAUUUAAAUGGAGACUUUAGAAUAUUAGAAGAUUGAUUAUUGUAUGGGAUAGUUUCAUAUGGCAAUAAACUAAUCAUUUUAUGGAA